Messenger RNA from Chrysochloris asiatica (Cape golden mole), 999 nucleotides. It is a transcript of the gene ROM1, whose product is annotated as retinal outer segment membrane protein 1. Gene Ontology annotation, cellular component: membrane. NCBI's taxonomy places the organism in Eukaryota, Metazoa, Chordata, Mammalia, Afrosoricida, Chrysochloridae. Gene Ontology annotation, biological process: visual perception. The record is from RefSeq and is a predicted model, not a curated record.
AUGGCGCCAGUGCUGCCACUGGUGCUGACCCUCCAGCUCCGCAUCCGUCUAGCAUAGGGACUCUGGUUCCUCUGCUGGCUGCUGGCGACUGGUGGCCUCACCAUUCUCUGUAGCGGGCACCUCCUGGUCCAGCUGUGGCCCCUUGGACCUUCCUGUCCAUUCCCUGUCUUGCCCCAGGUUGUCCUAGCAGCAUGGGCAGUGGCUCUGGGCACAGGAUUCGUGGGUGCAGAAGCCAGGCGGGCAAGUCUAGAUGCAGGUCGAUACCCACCUUGAAGAGGGGUCCUGGGCCCACUCCGUGGCACUGCUGGGCGUGGGGGCCUCCUGGUCAUAGCUCUGGGGCUAGCCCUGGGUUUACCUGGGAGUCUGGGCACAGGGCUGGAGGAAGGCCUAGGGUCUGCCUUGGCUCACUACAGGCAUACAGAGUUACCCAGGCAAUGUCAUGCCAAGCGGCUGAUGGAUGAGCUGCAGCUGAGAUACAACUGCUGUGGGCACCAUGGCUACAAGGAUUGGUUUGGGGUCCAGUGGGUCAGUAGCCGCUACCUGGACCCCAAUGACCAGAACAUGGUCAACCGGAUCCAGGAAGGUUUAUACCUCACUGACAGGGUCCCCUUCUCCUGCUGCAACCCUCACUCACCACGACCUUGCCUGCAAAGUCGGCUCUCAGACCCCCACGCCCACCGCAUCUGUGAACCCCAGUAGCCCACUUUAAACCUCUGGGUCCAAGGGUGCCACAGGGUACUGUUGAUAUUACAGCGGCUGAUGAGCACCCUGUGCAACAUGCUGGCUGGCACCUUCCUGCUACAGACUCUGGUGCUGCUGGGCCUUCGGUACUUGCAGACAGCGCUGGAGCAGCUCGGGGGGCUUAUCAAUGGGGAAGGAGAGUCCUAAGGGUAUGUCUUUCCUGGCCAGCUGAAAGACAUGCUGAAAAAGUCCUGGCUACAGGGAGGCGCUGCCCACAGGCCAGCCCCUGAGGAAGUUCCCCUCCUGACAAGGGUCUAG